AUGGCACAUACUGUUAAUCCAUCGACGACAGUGUUGUUAGUGAUUGGCUUGUUCGGAAUCUUGUGCCACGGUUGGUACCAGACAGAACUGUUCGUCAAGGACUAUGACGAUGCAAAGUGUGGCGAACGGAAACUGUCGAGGCACGAGCGUGUGAAGGGUAGCUACCGGACACGACCGGGUGAUUGGCCGUGGCAUGCGGCACUCUACCAACGGGCAGAAGACAGAAUAAGCUUCGACUAUGCUUGCGGUGGCAGUAUCGUGCAUCGGUAUUUGAUCCUUACGGCAGCUCACUGUGUAACGUAUGCGGUCAGUGGUCGGAAGCUGCCGAAGGUGGAUCUCCUGAUCAAGCUGGGUCGCUUUAACCUCGCGAGCGCAGAUGCUAAACACUCGGAGGAGUACGGCGUCCGAGAGAGUAUCGUCCACGGUGGUUACGUGCCAGCGACGUUCGAGAACGACAUAGCGGUCCUGCGCGUCGCUGUUCCGAUCCUCUUCAGUCACUACAUCCAACCAGUUUGCCUGUGGAAGCGUGACGAUGGUUUUGUGUUGCCCAAUGUCAUUGGCCUAGCCGGUACGGUCGUUGGUUGGGGUUUGACGGAUGAGAACUGGUUGGCAACGGCACUGAACGAGGCCCGGAUGCCCGUCAUUGACUCACACACCUGUCUGACGAGCGAUCGGACGUUCUUUGGUGGACUGCUGCACGCCAAGGCGUAUUGCGCUGGAUUCAAGAACGGUACUGGUGUCUGCCAUGGUGAUAGUGGUGGUGGUAUGUUCUUUGAGUUCCAAAACCGUUGGUAUCUCAAAGGGUUGGUCUCGUUCAGCAACACGUUCGAAGAAUCCCGCAGGUGCAACCUGCAACAGUAUAUCGGUUUUACCGAUGCCUCGCAGUAUAUCGACUGGCUGUACGCCAACACCCCUCAACAGUCGCGGCUUUGGUGA
Anopheles darlingi is the source of this 936-nucleotide messenger RNA. RefSeq names its product chymotrypsin-like elastase family member 2A. NCBI's taxonomy places the organism in Eukaryota, Metazoa, Arthropoda, Insecta, Diptera, Culicidae. The record is from RefSeq and is a predicted model, not a curated record. The transcript is spliced from 2 exons. Gene Ontology annotation, biological process: proteolysis. Gene Ontology annotation, molecular function: serine-type endopeptidase activity. The coding region runs from base 1 to 936 and encodes 311 amino acids.